AUGUCUCGUCGUCAUGAGAUCCCUACCUCGGAAGAGCUGCGGGAAUAUUAUGAAAAUAUUCCGGCUAAUUGGCCCAUAGACGCGUCUCCGUUCAUGGGAGUCAAUUCUCAAUAUUGCACAGAGCCUCUAGUACCACCAAGCGUUUUGACCCCAAUCAGUCUGCCAGAUAGCUCAUUCCGACCAAGUCCAGCACUCAGCCACCACUCACAGGACUACCACACACAAGAAUAUCAAUACAGCAUCAAUGAAUCCAUCUCAGCACCACAAGGCUUGGGGAUCAGCGCCCCAUUCCCCAGUGAAUUCCCUCAAACCUCAGCACCAAAUGCUAGCUACAUGUACGCGCCAGACAGCACCAUGAUGAGCCAAACGCCAAAUAUGUCACCACAGGCUCCACCACCCAAGCGCGCGAGACGUACCUCUUCGCAGCAAACGCCCCGUGACCAGCCAAUCAAUAUCGCCCCAAAUCCAGAGGGCAUGCGGCAAAUGGAGCGCGAGCGCAUGUAUGGCCAACCCUCUCCACAGCUCCCGCCUCGGCCUCGUGCUCCUGGUCGCGGGCGUCGUGACCCCCAAGCCGAAGACGAAGAUUCUUUUGUGGAGACGUUGCGAGACCAAGGCGUUGCUUGGAAGGUUAUCCGCGAGAUGUUCAUGCAGCAUUUCAAUAAAGAUGCCACCGAGGCGCGAUUGCAAAUGCGUCAUCUCCGCCGGAAGCGAGAGCGGGUUGCGCGUUGGGACGAGUCAGAUAUCCAGCUCCUUAUUCAAGCACAUGAGCUCUGGGAAAAAGACAAAUACCGUGCCCUUUCAGACAUGAUCAAAGAAAUGGGCGCAACGAGAUUCUACUCCCCAAAUGCAUGCAAAGCUCAAAUGCGACUACUCGAGACAAAACAACAACGUCGAGAUCGGGCAAGUGCGACACCCUCAGCAAUGUCCGAUCCUAUCCCUACUACUCCGACCACUCCUAAAAUCUCUCGAAAAAGACGUCGGGCUCAGUCUGAGCCGGACUCUGAGGAUGAAGAGGAGUAUUUUUAG
This is a messenger RNA of Penicillium antarcticum, 1026 nucleotides long. RefSeq lists its product as uncharacterized. NCBI's taxonomy places the organism in Eukaryota, Fungi, Ascomycota, Eurotiomycetes, Eurotiales, Aspergillaceae. Bases 1 to 1026 code for a protein of 341 amino acids. The transcript is spliced from 4 exons. The record is from RefSeq and is a predicted model, not a curated record.